ACUCGUUCACACAAAUCCAACGACCGUGAGCACCAGGCCGAAGGCGUGACCGGUACCCGUGACAAUAUACCACGCUACUUUGCAAAGUCCGGUCCAACUGACGCUGAUCCUCGCAAGACAAAGAAGGACGGAGGUGGCAAAGGCAAUUGGGGCCGAUCGGGUGACGAAAUGCAGGACACUGACUACUCCUUCGCCAAUGCUAGGCGUCAUUCCAACAGUAGCACCCAGGGUCUAGCCGACUUCAAUACCAAGUUCGAGGCUUUUGAACCAGAGCCUGUCUUUGAGGAAGAGGACAUUGGUGACAUGGCUGUUGGAAAUGGUAAUGCCGUGACCAAGGUCGAAAGUGCCAGUAGCAAUGGUAGCGCGGCUGAUCGUGAUGGAAGAAAGUAUUAG
Penicillium vulpinum is the source of this 393-nucleotide messenger RNA. RefSeq lists its product as uncharacterized. The record is from RefSeq and is a predicted model, not a curated record. The annotation marks the transcript as partial. NCBI's taxonomy places the organism in Eukaryota, Fungi, Ascomycota, Eurotiomycetes, Eurotiales, Aspergillaceae. The transcript has 2 exons.